AUGCUAACUGAAUUUGCUGCUGCCCAAUUUCAGUCAUUUGUUUUACAAAACAUUGCACAAAUAAGGUUCCUUGACAUUCUGCAUGAGGCUCCUUUAUUUGGUCACCGGAAGCCUACUAGCAUUUUGGGGAGUAUAUUCUACUGUAUUUUGCUGGCAGGUUAUGCUAUUAUUGCUGCUGGAGCUACAUGGUUUUUUCACCCUCAACCGGAACUGAUUUCACCUUUGCUCUGUAGUUCUGAUGUCAUUCUUUUGGUAAUCACAGGUUUAUUUCAGCAAUACCUUGUCUAUCAAGUGCAGAAAAUACGGUUACAGGGUUACUACGUUUUCAGCCAAAAGUUGAAGCACAUUAUUCGCCUACCUUUUGCUGUUAUAGCAUGUGGAACUGCAGCUAUGCUGCUUAUCCAUGUCUGGGAAAUUUAUAUACGCUUUCUGUCCAUAUCAACAAUACUUAGGAUUAUUAUGCUAGCUGAGAUAAUUUGUGCUGCGUUCUUCAUGAGUGUCUAUAUUGGUUAUGUACACCAGUACAGUGCAUUGGAUUCUCAACCUGAUGUUUUGAAAUCAUUAUAUUCUCCACUUCAACCAUCCAGCUCUCUGGAAGAGUUAAGAUGCAUAUCCAAAGUUUGCUUUCUAUUUGUCAUUAUUGUAUUACCUUGAUGAAACUAGAAUGUAUAUUGUUGUAAAGCAGGAGUUUUCAUGUUCAACUGGCCUAUAAGGCAAAGUAUUAUGUAACAAAUCCAUGACAUCAUGAUGUAUUUGUGCUCACAAUCUUCUCUUCUACAUGAAUUCUUGCAUUUAUGAAGAUGUUCUCAGCAUCUAGAUAAAUGCUUUCAUGAUUGUUAUCCCAAUUUAAUUUUGGGAAUGAUU
Molecule: messenger RNA, 864 nt
Organism: Coffea arabica (coffee)
Lineage: Eukaryota; Viridiplantae; Streptophyta; Magnoliopsida; Gentianales; Rubiaceae
Source: RefSeq, a predicted model, not a curated record